CCGAGAUCCGCCUUUUCCAUUAUGCGUUCAUACUCUCGAUAACAUCGAUUUCACUCACGUCUCGCUGAUUACAGUAGGAUGCAAAGUGCAAACGAAGUCCCCACUUCAAGGAAAAGACAAAAUCCAAAUCGGUGCAGGCCAAAGUCCAAAGGGGGUUGUCAGAGGUGCAAACAGCGGCGACGCCGAUGUGAUGAGACGAAGCCAAGUUGUCAAGAAUGUUCCAAGAAGGGACAUACGUGUCCUGGAUAUGAGAAGCAGGAUUUAAAGUGGCGCUAUGUCUUCAAAGAUGAUACCCAUGAGGCAACUCAGACAGCAUCGCCGACUGAGACCCCCAAAUCAACAGCGACCGAUUCUUUUGAGGCGACUAAUCCAACCCAGGAGCCUGAGAGGGAACGUUCUCCCAAUGACGACCAGAACCAGCUGGACACCACCGGAUCCUCUGUCUUUGACCAGUUGCCAGAGUUUGAUGACCCGACAAAUAUUUGGUUCAAUCUCGAGUCGGGGCUGCCUGGCAUUGAGGUAGAGAACGAUGACGAGCAGAACAGUCUGUCGAUCUUGCGCAAGCAGUUAUCCAAUACAUCGAUUCCUUCGUUCCUUAUCCAGCUCCCAGCGAUGCUGGUCGAGUAUUACUUUCGUACUGUUUGCAACCAAUGGUCAUCCUUUGACUGUCCUCUUAACCCAUUCCGAACAAUUAUCAGCCGACUUUGGAGUCGAAAUGCAGCUAUUUACUUUACCAUCCAAAGCAUGUCAGCCGCAUCACUGGCAAAUGAUUUCCCAAGUAUGAGGGCCAUCGGAAGACAAACCCAGCAACAAGCGAUCGUCUGCCUACAGAAUAGUGCACGAGGAGGAACAGCUCGCAUGGGAGAUGAUGAGUUUUUCCUGGCACUCUUAAUGUUAGGAUCCACGACUGGGUGGCACGAUGCGUCUGACCUAGGUUUGGCAUAUUUGAAAGCAGCCCAGGAGCAUCUUCUGAAACAGAAGCGCCGGUGCAAAAGUUCAAACUUUGCCGUAGCAAAACAGUACCCACUUUUCAAACAGUGUCUGCUGUAUUGGAACUUGUUGGCUGCAUUCGUGGCCGAGGAUUCGCCAAUUCUGAACGAGGACAGCCCUACGGAAAACAGCGAUGGAGACCUCUCAAUCUACCUUGUUGAUGGACAAGCAAUUCCUCAUCCAUGGACGGGAUCUCUCACCUACUCAUUGAGUCUUUUCUAUCGGACUGCAAGAGUGAUUCGAGCCUCGAAAACGUCGCAUCGGAAACAAGCACAGGCACUCGAUCCUACCCUGGUCGACUUCAGCUGCUUGGCUGAAGAACUGGAUCUCAGACAGAGGGCGGAGGAACUUGAACAAAACAUCCUCUUUUCUGGGUUCUCAUUUUACUGUGGCCCUGUCGAUAUCGGUGAUAUGAACACUCCCCCGUCACAUUUCCUUACUUUGGCCGAAGCAUAUCGCUGUGCGGCACUUUUACAAAUCUAUCACGUUUUCCCGGAGAUUUUGGAAGAAAGGCUGCGCAGCAAUCAAGAGGCAGAUGGCGAACCCUCUAUUCCGGCUCUAUUUUUGUUAUUGUUCCCAAUUACUGCAGACUGGUUAUCACUCUCGAUCGAAGACACAAGACACACCUUGGCACUACACAUUGUAUCUCUGUUGGAUCAACUGCCUUCAACAUCUGGGACUAAGGUGAUGCAGCCUGUGAUUCUGGCUUGUAUUUCCAGUGAUCUUGUGUUCUCUUCUGGGUCUGUAUUAGGUCCCGCCGCAAAUGCAAUUCCCAGUUUGAAUACUUUGGAUGUUGAUAUUGCUCAAGCCAGACGGAAAGUCAAAAUGAAGAUGUCUGAGCUUACGAUAAUCCUUCCAAAGCUACCAAUGCAGCGAAUUUCUAAUGUUAUAAACGAGACUUGGGAUCGCGCGGACUCUGGAUUGGAGGAGUUUUGGCUGGAUGUCAUGUUGGAUUUGCAUUUGGAGACGAUCAUGGGAUAAGCAUAGGGAGAUGGUGUACUUGAUGCCUAUGUUAAUUGGUUUGCGUAGACAUGUCACGUACCGUUCAACGUU
Molecule: messenger RNA, 2043 nt
Organism: Penicillium canescens
Lineage: Eukaryota; Fungi; Ascomycota; Eurotiomycetes; Eurotiales; Aspergillaceae
Exons: 2
Coding region: 79-1971 (630 amino acids)
Biological process (GO): positive regulation of transcription by RNA polymerase II
Cellular component (GO): nucleus
Molecular function (GO): transcription cis-regulatory region binding; DNA-binding transcription factor activity, RNA polymerase II-specific; zinc ion binding
Source: RefSeq, a predicted model, not a curated record